Cottoperca gobio is the source of this 1682-nucleotide messenger RNA. RefSeq names its product dual specificity protein phosphatase 13-like. Gene Ontology annotation, molecular function: protein tyrosine/serine/threonine phosphatase activity; MAP kinase phosphatase activity. Gene Ontology annotation, cellular component: cytoplasm. Lineage: Eukaryota; Metazoa; Chordata; Actinopteri; Perciformes; Bovichtidae. Gene Ontology annotation, biological process: negative regulation of MAPK cascade; protein dephosphorylation. The transcript has 3 exons. The record is from RefSeq and is a predicted model, not a curated record. Bases 81 to 719 code for a protein of 212 amino acids.
GAAUAUGGGUCACUGAUUUAAUUUUAGAUCAGGGACACCUGUCCUUGUCAGUAGUAUCUCUUUAACUGGGUUUGAAAUAAAUGUUGGGAGAGGAAAUCAUACAAAUUAGUAGUUUCAGACUAUCAUGUUGUUAUGUAGGUUAUGUACUACAAAGAUUCAUGCAGUCAACUAUGAACAAUCUACAGGAAAGUAAUGCAGUUUCCAGUGUCACCCCUUCUUUGAAAGACUUGGUAAAGGUUUUAUAUGGAGGAAAAAGGUUUGGUAAUCAUGUGGAUGAAGUUUGGCCUGACCUAUUCAUUGGUGACAUGUCAGUGGCAAAUGAUCGAUAUAGUCUGUGGAAACUGGGAAUCACUCACGUGGUGAAUGUAGCUCAUGGGAGGAUGCACUGUCAGGGGAGUCAUGACUUCUAUGGCUCCACUAUGGAUUAUUAUGGAGUGCCUGCAGAUGACUCACCGUCCUUUGACCUCUCUCGCUAUUUCUUUCCCUCUGCUGAGUAUAUUCAGAGUGCACUUAACACGGCUGGUGCUCGGGUUUUUGUCCACUGUGCAGUUGGAGUGAGCAGGUCCGCCUCUCUCGUCCUGGCCUACCUAAUGAUCCACCAGCAUUACACGUUGCUAGAUGCCAUCAACAAGGUCAAAGAGCACAGAUGGAUCUUCCCAAACAGAGGAUUCCUCAAACAGCUUUGUGCUUUGGAUAUGAAAACACGCAAGAUAUCAUGAGUAUUCCUCUGCCUCUCAUAAACAAAUUGUUUUUUUCUAAAUAACAGAACCUCCAACGCUUGUUCUCCUCAAGAUAAAUGAAUAAUUCAGUGUUUGCCAGUGGAGGGAGACACUGUACGUUGACCUUAAUCAGUUUGUUUCAAGAAUGGUAUUGAAUCUAUUGAUCCUGGUGCUGUGUUUAAUGUGAACCAUGCUGCCAUGCUAUUGGCCCUUAUAUUAUAAUAGGAGAUCAGUGUAUUCCACUCACCCUAAGGCAUAAUCCAUUUUAAGACUGAAUAUGAGAAAAUUGACUCAUUUAACCUUUGUUCUAUAUUAUAUACACAUCCACGUUGUUGUGCUGUGUGUUCACUUUAAAACAUCCUGAAUAAUCAACAGAUGGUUUGUAACGCAGUAUAUAUAAGUUGUAAACUGAGCUAAACACAUUUUAAAGUGAUUAUGAAUGUAAUUGUCAUCAGGUGUACCUCACCAUAUGAAGCAUCCAUAACUGGUGUGUAAACAGAUAAUGAAUUAUUGAGAACAAAUUGUAAUUAUAUAUAACCUGUGAAUGAUUUUUACAUGUGUAAAAUAGCGAAUGCUUUAUAACAGGCUGUAAGGAUUUGUUCAAGUGUGUAAUUUAGUAUCAUUAUAUAAGACUAGAAGUUGACAAAUACAUUGAUAAAUGUUGAAGGAAAAUUAAAAUGAAUAAAAUAAAAUAAGGGAUUUAGUAUUCUCCACCACAUUAAGACUUUAAAGCCGCAUUUACAACAAAAUGUUGGGAGAUAAGAACUUAAUUUGCAAACAGUUAAGUUAUUAAAUUCAUUGUGAAAUCUUCUUUAUUCCUAAUUAUCAGAAAUACAUUUUUGUUGUCUCUAAAAUUUCUUAGGUAUGUUGAGUUGCACUGGGUUAGAAUUUGUACAUAUGUUUUUACAUAUCAGGUGGGAUUUGGUCCCAUCACACACACCCCUAAUGCAUCAAUAAGCAGAA